CAAACAAUUGAUUUGCAAAUUCUUGUUUAUGGAGUCGGUUCUUUUGUAUUGUUCCAGUUACGUUGCUUUGCCUACUAACCCCUCCAUAGAUUGAAAUUCGGGGUGCAAAAGAAUAUUCUACAAGUCGUAUGAUCAAACCAUGUGGCUGGCUGUCUCGUUGGCUUCUUCAUUUUCGCAACCCAAAAGAGGUCUCUUACAACUUUCCUCAGGAAUAGAAUUCACAAGACCCGACUUCAGAGGAUCCUUUGUUGUUGUUUCUACACUUCCUCUCUAUACCCAACUCUUAGAUUAAAACUUUGAAAUCUGAAUCUUCAAGAAACUUAUUUGAAGCUCAAGAAAUCAUAGGGAAUAUGGAUAAGAUGACGGGUACCAUGGCAACCUCUGCAACAACGACAACGGGGUCUGUCGGGUCAUCUUCAUUUUUCACUAAUUAUCCCCUUAUGUCUGCUCUCAUUGCCUUUGCUCUCGCCCAAUCCACCAAGCUCUUCACUUCAUGGUACAAGGAAAGACGAUGGGAUCUUAAGCAACUUGUUGGAUCUGGUGGAAUGCCAUCAUCCCAUUCAUCAACUGUAACUGCCCUAGCUGUGGCUGUUGGUUUGCAGGAGGGCUUCGGGGGACCGCUCUUUGCUUGUGCAUUAGUUUUAGCUUGUGUGGUCAUGUAUGAUGCCACGGGUGUAAGAUUACAUGCUGGACGUCAGGCAGAGGUCCUGAAUCAAAUUUUAUAUGAACUUCCUACUGAACAUCCUCUUGCAGAUAGCAGACCAUUACGAGAACUCCUUGGUCACACUCCUCCUCAGGUUGUAGCUGGUGGAAUAUUGGGAUUGACGACUGCAACGGCUAUUCAUUUUAUCACAGGUUCAGGACAUCAAGCAUGACAUUAAAGAAGCUGUUGCUUACUAUGUUACAGUCAGUGAAAUACGACAUUUGUGAUAUCAGGCCAAAAGUUGCAGAUAUCUCAUUUCACCUCUGAAUUGCGCUGGAUGGUAUUGACUGCAGUGGUGCACAUUUAGUAUUUCAGAUAACUCAUUGCCUCCUAACAGGUUCAGAAGAAGCGCUAAUAUUCAUUUAGGAGUUUAUACACUUUACACUAUGCAGAUAAAUAUUAUCUACAAUGAACUGCAACCUUAACUUAAGCAGCACACUUUUCAGGAAAGUGGUUACAGUGUGUUUUCCAUCUCUGUUUAUGUUUCUCUAUAUUACCUCAAUUACUCA
This is a messenger RNA of Solanum dulcamara, 1212 nucleotides long. RefSeq lists its product as uncharacterized. Bases 351 to 875 code for a protein of 174 amino acids. The record is from RefSeq and is a predicted model, not a curated record. Lineage: Eukaryota; Viridiplantae; Streptophyta; Magnoliopsida; Solanales; Solanaceae. The transcript has 5 exons.